Eucalyptus grandis is the source of this 684-nucleotide messenger RNA. RefSeq lists its product as uncharacterized. The transcript is spliced from 2 exons. The record is from RefSeq and is a predicted model, not a curated record. The coding region runs from base 1 to 684 and encodes 227 amino acids. Lineage: Eukaryota; Viridiplantae; Streptophyta; Magnoliopsida; Myrtales; Myrtaceae.
AUGAGUGAUCGGGAGCCGAGAACUCUAGGCGAGAGGACCUUAUCCUCAGUGACUCGGGCUAGAACGCCUACGAGAGGCAGUACCCGAGGCGGUCGAGGUAGAGCGCAGGCUGAGGCUAGUGCGAGUGGUGUAGCACCACCACCAGUCCCGCCGGUUGAUGCCGGGGUAGCAGCCCCUGGUGAUCCCAGAUUUGAAGGGAUCAUGCAGUUGCAACCACCAAAGUUCACCGGGACAGGAGAUCCCGAGGCUGCGACUCGUUGGAUCGAAGGUCUGGAAAAAGCAUUUGAGCUACUGAAGUGCUCUGAAGAAGAGAAGGUUACCCUUGCCGUGUAUCAGAUGCAGGAAGUUGCAAGUACUUGGUGGAAAGCCACCAGGAGAGAAGUAUUCCCAGAAGGCGUAGUCCCAGAGUGGAACGUCUUCGUUAGAGCAUUCAAUAACAAGUACUUCUCCAGCUGUGCCAAGCAAUUAAAGAUGGCGGAAUUUCUGCACCUCCGUCAAGGUCCAAUGACUGUGGACCAAUACGAGGCAAAGUUUGCUGAGCUUUCACAGUAUGCUCCUAGGUUGAUCCAGGAUCCCGAGGAGAAGGCAAUGAGGUUUAUAGAUGGCCUCCGACCAGAACUGAAAGAUCCGCUGGUGCCAUUUGAUAUAAAGAACUAUAAUGAGCUGUAUGGACGAGCUCGGUGA